UCUUUCUCUUCCGUCUUCUCUCUUCUUCCCAACCGCUCUGAGUUUCAAAGCACCGUCGGCGGAUCGUCGGCGACGCGAUUCGUUGGAAAAUCAGAAGAGAAGAUGGCCGCUCCAGAAGCUCCGGUUCUAUAUGUCGGAAUCCAGAGGGAAUCCGCUGCUUUCCGGCUGAUGAAACAGAUGGGUUGGGAAGAAGGAGAAGGUCUGGGGAAGGAUAAACAAGGGAUCAAAGGUUACGUUAGAGUGAAAAACAAGCAGGACACUACUGGUGUUGGUGUGGACAAGCCAAAUCCCUGGGCGUUUGAUACAACUCAGUUUGAUAACAUUCUCAAGAAAUUGAAAGUGCAAGCAGCGACUACCAAUGCUGAUGCUGCAGAGAAGGAAGCUGAAAGUGACGACGAGCCUGUUAAGUCCAAGCCCGUUGCAAAAGUUACUCGCCCACAAGGAAGAUAUAAGCGGAGAGAGAAGGGAAAGCUUGUCCAUUCCUACUCUUCAACCGAUUUGGAAGGUAUACUGGUUAAGCGUACCGAGGAGCCAUCUCCUACUAUUCCUGAUGUUGCAGUUUCGAUAGAGAUUGAAGUGGUAACUGAGAGCCAAGAUGUUACCGUUGAAGAACAGCAAAUCGAAGAGCCAUCUCAGGACUGGUGGGGAUAUAGGUAUGGGUUUGUCUCAGGUGGUCUUCUAGGAGCUGCAUCUGCCAGAAAGAAAUCAAAGAAUGGAGAAGUUAAAUGCUCAGGUGAGAGGAAGAUGUUCUGUGAGGAGGAUCAAGAGAAUCUUUACAAUUUGGUCCAGGAUAAAUCCACAGCAGGAAAACAGGGUCUGGGUAUCAAAGGCCUUCCGAAGAAAAUAGCGGGUGUCCGUUUCCAGGGGAAGAAGACAUCGUUAGAUAGCAGUGAAGAUGAAGAAGAGGAAGAGGAAGAGGAAGAGGGAGAGGAAGAGGAAGAGGACAACUCUGUUAUUGAAAACUCUGUGGCGAAACGGAAGCAUGAUGAUGCCUUUGGUUUAGAGAAUUCCAUUGAGCCAAAAAUCAAGCUAAAGAGCCUGUGCAAACGGCUCCUUCGCAAGGAACCUGGUGGGUCUGUGAAGCUUAAACAACUUAAAUCUCUUAUAGACGAACAUGCACCAGCGAUUCUUUCAGAGUUUUCUUCUAGAAAAGAUGCUAUCGCUUACUUGAAACGCAAGAUGGAGAGAAGCGGGAAGUUUGUUGUCGAAGGGAAGAGGGUAUGGCUCGCAUCGAGAAAGAGCUGAACACAAUUUUGUAACGAAGCUGAAGAUUAGGACAGGUUCUGUUCUAAAUCAUUGCUCCGUAUUUUGUAUAAGGAUGUCAUCUGCUUUCAUUUGUCAAAUUUUGAUUUGAUUGUAAUCUAUUUUAUAAAGUUACAUUCUAAGAGAGUUAAAAGGAUUAACCUUUCUCUGCAGUGA
Tarenaya hassleriana is the source of this 1419-nucleotide messenger RNA. RefSeq names its product G patch domain-containing protein 4. Lineage: Eukaryota; Viridiplantae; Streptophyta; Magnoliopsida; Brassicales; Cleomaceae. Gene Ontology annotation, biological process: regulation of ribosome biogenesis. Gene Ontology annotation, molecular function: nucleic acid binding. Bases 103 to 1245 code for a protein of 380 amino acids. The record is from RefSeq and is a predicted model, not a curated record. The transcript has 11 exons. Gene Ontology annotation, cellular component: nucleolus.